This is a messenger RNA of Suillus bovinus, 2169 nucleotides long. RefSeq lists its product as uncharacterized. The transcript has 6 exons. Gene Ontology annotation, cellular component: mitochondrion. NCBI's taxonomy places the organism in Eukaryota, Fungi, Basidiomycota, Agaricomycetes, Boletales, Suillaceae. Bases 1 to 2169 code for a protein of 722 amino acids. The record is from RefSeq and is a predicted model, not a curated record.
AUGCCUGUCCCUAUUCCCGAAACACACGGAAACAAGGCCAAAUAUACUAUAGCAUUACCGAAAGAGAUUACGAGUAGGUUCGCUCCCAACACUCUCGAUUCCUCCUCCAACUCGCGCUUGGCGCAUUCGGACAAAUUGACCAGAUCCUUUGUCCAUAACGAACGUUCAGUGAAACCCGAGGUGACGAUGCAGCGCAACGGCCACGGCGACCACGUCCAUGCUGUUGCGCAGGAUACGCCUCUACUACCUGGCACCGUUCCGUUGCCGCAGCCAUCGACAUCGACGGCCGUCAUAGAAUGGGACUGGGAUGUCGAGCACCACGACCGACGGCUCGAAGCUAAAGCAGAUGCAGCACUGCAUGGCGCACAGCCCUUUCAAGUCGACCGACGAGUCCUUAAGGACGUCGUACGAGAGAUGACAAAUUGUGAAGUUGGCCGAAUAAAUUUCAUGAGUUCCGGGACGUUUCAUAAGGCGAGUGCAUAUCUCGUUACUCUUGUUGACACACGCGAACUGGUUGCUCGCGUCGCUCGUCGGUUCAUGCCUCGCCUCAAAACCGAAUCUGAAGUGGCUACUAUGCACUAUCUUCGCAAACAAACAUCAAUUCCUGUUCCGGAUGUCUAUCAUUAUGAUGCGAAUCCCUAUAAUCGCCUAGGGGGUGAAUAUAUCCUCAUGUCUAGGGCAAAAGGAGUUCCCCUGUCACGCGUAUACCACACGCUCUCUAAUCAAGAACUCAAGUGUCUGUUCGCAAAUGUCGCAGCUAUCAUAGUACCCUUGUUCGCACAACGUUUCUCGCAUAUCGGAUCCCUAUAUCUAGAGGGUGCAGGCGUAGGCGCCCCGACCCCUCUCUCGGUCGGGUCAUCAAACUCUCCGACACCAACGGCGACGCGUCCUACAAUUAGCGGCUUUAAAUUUAUGCCACUGUUGUCGAUGAACUCUUUUUCCAACGCCACGGGUUCCCUAGACAAAACAGUCUCAUGGCCAACUUCAGCUAGAGAGCCUCAUAUUGGUCCCAUCGUAUCAUGGCCCUUCUUCGGAUCAAAUCGCGGAGAUCUCUCCCAUCCAGAUGAGAUCGACCGUGGUCCGUGGUCUAGUACUCAUUCGUAUCUUGCCUCGUGUGUGGACCGGGAGGUCCGGGGCGUGGUUCUUGAGAAUGAGGGCAAGACGGCACCGCACCGACUACAUCUUGACCCAGAUGAGAUACAAUCCUCCAGGCAUCACCAUUUGAACGCAGUGCCCGGCGAUCAGAGUGAUGAUAGUGAUGAGUGGGAUGCACAGGAAAGCGAGGAAGAAUGGGAUGGCCCUGGUGAUGUCAUGUACAGGGAUUACAGGCGGAUGCAGAGAAGCACGUUCCUAAUUGCCCACAUCAUGCGACGUGAGGAAUCUGUACGAAAAGAGAUGGGUCGCUGGAUGCGCAUGAUGGAGAGACUCGGGGCAUGCGCGGAUCAUUCUGGGGAGACAGAAGAGUUCGGCCUGGACUGCCAUGACAUAAGUCUGGAGAACGUGUUUGUCGACGAAAAUAACCCCACAGAAAUAACGUGUGUUAUCGACUGGGAAUCCACGACUACCCGACCACUCUGGGCAUGCGCGCAUCUUCCAACGUUCCUGCAAUCCAGUCCGUUCACGACUCGUAUGUUCCGAGCAGCGGUCGAGGAUUUAGCUUGUGGCCGAGCCCCCCGGCCAACGCACCAGGGAAAGAACAAUGGUAAACCCGUGAAUAUUGUUGCGAUUGCAAAAGAGUGGCUGCAUUACGAAGCCAUCGGUGCACGCCUGCGCAUGGCUCACAGGUGUGUCGAAUGGGACGGAUGGGAGGAAGGCCUCGUUGAUAGUAUACUUGGGCCCGAGGACACUGAGGACGAAUGGUUCAAAGAUGCCGAGUGUACUGCAGAUGCGCUUUCUACCUCGAGUGUGCCUGUGUGCGCAGAGAGUCAAGCGAGCAGCUGUGGGGCAAAUUCCGGUGCUUUGCAUGCUGCGUCAUUCAAGCGGCGAAAGAAGGCUGGGCACAUACCCUUGAAGAAAGAGCGGGAAAAGGAGCAGAUGUUAAAUACCACUGGUGACAUUUGUGGUGGGCGGGGUGGGGAAUUGGGGCGUAGACUCGAGGCCUGGCUGAGCGUCAACGGGGACGGGACGAGGAAAAAUUGGGAUGAGGAGUAUGAUGCGGAGGCGGAGUGA